UCCUCCAUUUUGUUGCCCGCUAUGGCGGCGGUGUCGAGGUUGGGCUCCGGAUGCGGCGCUUUUGACUGAGGGGGUAGGCCAGGCGGAGGCGUCGGGGACAUCGGCGUGGCUCAGAAGAGGACCAGCCUGGACGCCGGGGACGCUGUCAUGUACGGCGCGAGCAGCGGCCGCGCCAAAACCGAGAGGAAAAGCGGCGCGAAGGAGGAGGCCGGGCCCGGCGGUGCCGGCGGUGGGGGGAACCGAGUGGAGCUGCUGGUCUUCGGCUAUGCCUGCAAGCUGUUCCGGGACGACGAACGGGCCUUGGCCCAGGAACAGGGACAGCACCUCAUCCCCUGGAUGGGGGACCACAAGAUCCUCAUCGACAGAUACGAUGGGCGCGGUCACCUGCAUGACCUGUCUGAGUACGAUGCUGAGUACUCGACGUGGAACAGAGACCACCAGCUCUCCGAAGAGGAGGCCCGCGUCGAGGCCCUGUGUGAUGAGGAGAGGUAUUUAGCCUUGCAUACGGACUUGCUUGAGGAGGAGGCAAGGCAAGAGGAAGAAUACAAACGUUUGAGCGCAGCCCUGGCCGAGGACGGCAGCUACCGUGCUGUGGGGCUCACGUACGGCGGUGCCUACUAUGACCCGUCCGAGCCCACGGAGGAGGAGGAGCCCUGCAGGCAGAGAGAAAAAAAUGAGGCUGAAAAUGUAGAGGAAAACGAGGAGCCUUUCGUUGCGCCUUUCGGAUUGAACGUGCCGCCGGACGUGGAGCUGCCCCCGACGGCCAAGAUGCACGCCAUCAUCGAGCGCACGGCCAGCUUCGUGUGCAGGCAGGGCGCGCAGUUUGAGAUCAUGCUGAAGGCCAAGCAGGCCCGGAACUCGCAGUUUGACUUCCUGCGCUUUGACCACUACCUCAACCCCUACUACAAAUUCAUCCAGAAAGCUAUGAAGGAAGGACGGUACACGGUACUGGCAGAAAACAGAACCGAAGAGAAAAAGAAGAGCGGGGCCGGCUCCGACCACGAGGAGGACGAGGAGGAGGAGGACGGGAGUUACCUGCACCCGUCCCUCUUCGCUUCCAAGAAGUGCAGCCGCCUGGAGGAGCUGAUGAAGCCUUUGAAGGUGGUGGACCCGGAUCACCCCCUGGCGGCGCUGGUCCGCAAAGCGCAGGCUGACAGCCCCGCCCCCACCCCGCCCACGGCAGACGGCGCGGCAGGGCAGCCCUCCCGGGUGGAGUACGCCUCUGACUCAGCGGUGGCGGCCGUGUACUACAGCUACUACAUGCUGCCCGACGGCACCUACUGCCUGGCCCCGCCCCCGCCCGGCGUGGACGUGGGCUACUACGGCUCCCUGCCGGCGGGGGCCGCGCCCGGCUCCGCCCCCGGGGCCGCCGCCCCGCCCCCUCCAGGGACCACGCCCCCGCCUCCCCCGGCCGCCGCGGAGACCAGCAGCGCGGGGACCUCCACCGCCAUCGCCACAAGCACACUGGCUCCGGUGGCCGCCAUCAUCCCCCCACCCCCUGACAUUCAGCCCGUGAUCGACAAGCUGGCAGAGUACGUGGCCCGGAACGGCCUCAAGUUCGAGACCAGCGUUCGUGCCAAGAACGACCAGAGGUUUGAGUUCCUGCAGCCCUGGCACCAGUACAAUGCCUACUACGAGUUUAAGAAGCAGUUCUUCCUCCAGAAGGAAGGGGGCGACAGCGCACAGGCUGCGUCCACACCCGAGGAGGCUCCUGCAGAGUCUGCUCCUGACACGCCAAGUGACACCGCCGGGGAGGGCACCGUGUCCGAAGACGCGGCUGACGUGGGAAGGGGCAGCUCCUCAGGGAAGAAGGAGGCGCCACCCAGCAAAGCCGUCCCAGACGGGAAGCUGGUGAAAGCUUCGUUUGCUCCAAUAAGCUUUGCAAUCAAGGCCAAAGAAAAUGAUCUGCUUCCCCUGGAAAAAAACCGAGUUAAGCUGGACGAUGACAGUGAUGAUGAUGAAGAAAGCAAAGAAGGCCAGGAAAGUUCUAGCAGUGCUGCAAACACGAGCCCGGCAGUUGCCCCGCCCUGUGUGGUUGCCGAGGAGAAGCGGCCUCAGCUCACCCAGGAGGAGCUGGAGGCAAAGCAAGCAAAGCAAAAGCUGGAGGACCGGCUCGCGGCCGCCGCCAGGGAAAAGCUGGCCCAAGCGUCCAAAGAAUCAAAGGAGAAACAACUCCAGGCGGAACGUAAAAGGAAAGCGGCCUUGUUUUUACAGACCUUAAAGAACCCCCUGCCGGAGGCGGAAGCCGGGAAGGCUGAGGAGAGUGCUUUCACUGUGGAGGAAGCCAGCGCUGCGUCCUGUCCCCUGCUGACCGGAGGCAGGCCUCUGCCGACUUCGGACGUUAAAGCCCCAGAUGGGCCCCCGAGCAGAAGCAGAGACCCCCCGAGGGAAGAGGAGAGGGAGAAGAAGAAGAAGAAGCACAGAAAGCGGUCGCGGACCCGCUCGCGCUCUCCCAAGUACCACUCGUCGUCCAAGUCCCGGUCCAGAUCCCACUCAAAAGCAAAGCAUUGUCUUCCCAGUGCCUAUCGGACGGCCCGGCGCUCCAGGUCCCGGUCCCGGUCCCCUCGGAGAAGAGCGCACUCUCCCGAGAGACGGCGGGAGGACAGAAGUGUCCCCACCGCCUACCGGAUGAGCAACAGCCCCGGAGUCAGCAGGAAGCGGACCCGGUCCAGAAGCCCCCACGAGAAGAAGAAGAAGAGACGCUCGCGGUCCCGGACCAAGUCCAAGGCCGGGUCUCAGCCAGCCUCCCCCAGCAAGCAGGCCACGCGCCGGCACUCAGCCAGCAUCUCUCCCGUGGAGAGUCGGGGUUCCAGCCAGGAGCGCUCCAGGGGAGUUUCUCAGGAAAAAGACGGUCAGAUCUCCUCGGCAAUCGUCUCUUCCGUACAGAGCAAAAUCACUCAGGACCUCAUGGCCAAAGUAAGAGCGAUGCUCGCGGCUUCCAAAAACAUGCAGACCAGUGCCUCCUGAGACGCCCAGGCCC
Messenger RNA from Vicugna pacos (alpaca), 2980 nucleotides. Lineage: Eukaryota; Metazoa; Chordata; Mammalia; Artiodactyla; Camelidae. The record is from RefSeq and is a predicted model, not a curated record.